UCAAAUUUAUUUUUAAUAAACUACAAUGUGUACAUUAUUAUCUUAACAAUGUCAGUAAUACAAAAAGACCUCCUCAAACUUAUAAAUUCAUAUAUGUUUCCAAGCAAAACACUCGAUAUGUAAAUCGAUACAGAAUGAGAUAAUAUAUCAUAUUAUUAUCCUUAUUUUAACACACCAGCGUUUUAAGCGCACGUUUAAUAAACAUCAUGUCCACUUUUAUCUUUAUCAAUAAACGAGUCACCCAGUGAAUAACAAAUAAACGAUUUUGACGUUGUCUGCCAUCUGUGAAUGAGUAGAAUAAUAACCGGAUGGACGGCCGUCGUGACGGCAAAUAUUGAUCUGUUUUGCAAAAGCAACUAAAACACCUGGACCAAAGUUGAAAAGAUGAAAAGGCAAAAUGUGAGAACUUUGUCUUUGGUCGUGUGCACAUUUACUUAUUUAUUGAUAGGGGCUGCGGUGUUCGAUGCCCUGGAAUCAAAGGUAGAGAGCAAACGGGACGACUUGCUCAAAGUGUCGUCAAAUGCCCUAAAAGCCAAAUAUAAUAUAUCUGAAGACGAUUAUCGAAUGAUCGAACUGGUGAUAAUAGAAUAUAAGCCCCACAAAGCAGGUCCUCAAUGGAAAUUCGCAGGAGCAUUUUAUUUUGCCACAGUGGUGUUAGCCAUGAUUGGUUAUGGACAUUCAACGCCAGUCACAGCUGGAGGAAAAGCGUUUUGUAUGGGCUAUGCAACAGUGGGAAUUCCUUUGGGUCUGGUGAUGUUCCAGAGUAUUGGUGAACGUUUGAACAAAUUUGCGUCGGUGGUUAUAAGACAAAUCAAGAAGUAUCUGAAUUACCAGAAGGUCGACGCCACAGAAAUGAAUCUCAUGGGAGUCACUGGACUAUUGUCAACAAUCAUUAUAACCACUGGCGCGGCUGUGUUUUCUAAAUACGAGGGUUGGACUUACUUCGACAGUUUCUAUUAUUGCUUUGUGACGCUAACCACUAUAGGAUUUGGAGAUUAUGUUGCUCUGCAGAACGACAACGCAUUAAUUAACAAACCGGGAUAUGUGGCACUGAGUCUCGUUUUUAUUCUAUUUGGAUUGGCUGUGGUGGCCGCCAGCAUAAAUUUGCUUGUACUCAGGUUUAUGACCAUGAACGCUGAGGACAUUCGUCGCGACGAUCAAGACCUUCAGUCAUCGUCGCACAACGUCCUAACACUGGACGGAGAGGUAAUGGCAGCUAAUGGUAAACUUCUCGGUCACAUAUCCGAUGACAUUGAUAUAGAUCAAAUGUCGGUCUGCUCGUGUAACUGUUUAGGGUUGAACCACUCGGAGAAUCAAGAACUGUUGUUAGAUUCAAGCUAUCAUCCAUCACAGAGUGUCAUUUCAGGCAAUUUGAAAAUAAAAAGGGCAUCUGUCUGACAUAAAUACAGCUACUGAAUGAGGGAACUUAACUAAAUUAUUUCCCUCGGAGGUGUCCUAGCAGGGAGUAGUCAAACACUUGUGUUGAGUGGAUAUAUGACCGAUUUUCAGUAAUAUUUACUGGCAUAAGACGUUAAUAAAUUAAUUUAAUUAAAUGAAUUUAAUGGUUGGUCAAAAAAUGAAUAAUUUACAAUUUUCGGAUUACUGUUUGCUGGGAUAUCUUUAACAACGUAACGAAGUUGUUGAUUUUUAAUAUUAUAUUGUUUAAAACCAAGAGAAUGUUUAAGACUAAAUUAACUAUAUGUUAUUGUCGUAAUUUUUUAAUUAAUAUAAUGGCUGUUGCCAAAUAAGUAUUGUGCCAAUGUUUAAAAUAACACUGAAAGAUAUUCACUUAAAAAAUUCCAUUAGCAUGUGAAUAUUACAUUCAAAUAGUUUCAGAUACUUUCAUAGUUUGAAUACAUUACAAUAGCUGAACUUUUGUAUUAUAAAUAGUCAUAGUUUCCACAAGCAAUAUUAAUAAAGGAAAUGAUCUUAAUGAAUUUAACGAGUUUCCAAAUAUAAAAUAAUUUACAAAUAAUUCAGGGUGUUGAAAGACGCAGUUCUGAAUAUGGGUAAUACAAGUAGAAAACGUUUUUAUACAAUGUUAGAUUGAACUAACUUCUUCAUCACACUGAAUACUUUGGCGCAACAAAAAGGAAACUCAACAUAUCAAUUAUUUUCAAAAAUUACGUAUUUCAACAAACUUUCAGGGAUAUUUUCAAUGAACAAAUCUUAUAUUUGGAAACUCUUGUACUAAUAAUUAUAAUUAAAAUAUAAAUAGACAAUUC
Aethina tumida (small hive beetle) is the source of this 2225-nucleotide messenger RNA. It is a transcript of the gene Task7, whose product is annotated as potassium channel subfamily K member 9. Gene Ontology annotation, molecular function: potassium ion leak channel activity. The record is from RefSeq and is a predicted model, not a curated record. Lineage: Eukaryota; Metazoa; Arthropoda; Insecta; Coleoptera; Nitidulidae. The transcript has 5 exons. Bases 385 to 1398 code for a protein of 337 amino acids. Gene Ontology annotation, cellular component: membrane. Gene Ontology annotation, biological process: stabilization of membrane potential; potassium ion transmembrane transport.